AUGUCUACGCAGCAGAGGUCUCCUGAACCCGCGCUUAAAACUUCUCUCCAAGCUGCAUACGCCGCUGCCAGCGCCGAACAGCCAUCUUCGCUCCCGACCCAGGAAGAACAAGACAAGUACCUUGAAGGUCGCCCUCGCGCCACCGCGCAUCACCUAGGAAUCGCUCUUCAGCAUGCGCACCAGAUCCAAGCACAAAAAGAUGCAGAGGAAAUGAUCCUUGACCGCAUCAUCGAACUUCUAGCGCUUCCAUCCUCGCCGUCCGCCGACCCUGCUACACCCUCUCCACAAGAUGCACAGCUCUUCAAAACAGCACUCUAUCCUUUCCGACCAAGCGACUACGACAGUCUCGUUACGGAGCGAAAUAACGAGGACUUGUGCGGCUAUGGCCUCUGCUCGCGCAAGAACCGCAAAGACAGCUAUGCGGGGGGUCAAUCUUUCCGAUUCAAGUACGGUGCCAAAGGAAGUGGACCCGGUGGCCGAGGGCGCAGCAUGGAUAUUGUGUCGAGCGAUAACAUAGAGAAAUGGUGCUCUGACCAGUGCGCGGAGCGCGCUCUUUACAUCCGCGUGCAACUAGGUGAAAAACCAGUGUGGGAGAGACGGGCGAACGACACUCAGGCCAAGAAAAUCCAAUUACUCGAGGAGGGUCGCGCUAAAUCACGAAGACCCAAGGCCGAGAGCUCGAAGGCUGCAGUGCGGACUUCUCAUCUCGACGGGGCCGAUGUGACGGCCGGUAUGAGGAACCUGGAUAUCCAGGACAGCGAACGCUCACAGGAGCUCGCUCUGGAGCGCGGUGAUACAAGUCAUGUUCACCGCCACGGGCGCGUCGGUGUUCAUAUCAAGGAGAAGGAACAUGGCUCGCUUUCUCCUGCCAGUGCCCCGCAGCCGCGGCCAGAGGAUGCCACUGGAGGAUCCAUUGAAGGAUAUGUGCCGCAGGAACGGCUGGACAAGGAUUCGUCCAGUCCACCAAAAAUGAGGGAGAUCUGCUUGAUCAGAUCUGAGAUGGACCAGGCCAUAGCAUAA
This is a messenger RNA of Penicillium cinerascens, 1020 nucleotides long. RefSeq names its product Rtr1/RPAP2 family protein phosphatase. The record is from RefSeq and is a predicted model, not a curated record. Lineage: Eukaryota; Fungi; Ascomycota; Eurotiomycetes; Eurotiales; Aspergillaceae. Gene Ontology annotation, molecular function: RNA polymerase II CTD heptapeptide repeat phosphatase activity; RNA polymerase core enzyme binding. The transcript has a single exon. Bases 1 to 1020 code for a protein of 339 amino acids. Gene Ontology annotation, cellular component: cytoplasm; nucleus.